Molecule: messenger RNA, 2078 nt
Organism: Ricinus communis (castor bean)
Lineage: Eukaryota; Viridiplantae; Streptophyta; Magnoliopsida; Malpighiales; Euphorbiaceae
Product: E3 ubiquitin-protein ligase ATL42
Exons: 1
Coding region: 612-1835 (407 amino acids)
Source: RefSeq, a predicted model, not a curated record
UUGUCUUUUACAUUCGUAUUCAGAACAUACGUUCUGUGACAUGUUUCAACAAGAGGCAGUAGAUCUGUUCAACGUUUGAGACGUUGCACCUAAUAGGCGAACUGAACUCCACAUUUUCAUUUUUAGUAUAUUAGAUACUUUUAAAGGGUAUGCACCUUCAAUCUGGAUCAGUUAGGCCAUGCUCUCAAGUACUGAAGGAAAAACCUAAAACAAAGUUCUGUGGUCAAGGCAAAAACGUUUAUCUAUUUGCCGUCUGAGCCUGGCAAGGAAACCGUAGUUGAUCGCAAUCCUAUACUUGGAACCAAAAAAGAAAAAAAGAGAAUCCUAAUCUACCCAGCAUGCAGUCAACUCAAUGGUGGUUGGGAGAAUAUAAUUGUUUAAAAAUCGGACGGACAAAAUCGACAAACUAGAAGAGCUUCUUCUUUUGAGGACCCAUUUGGCCAAAUAAAAAGAAAAGAAGAAACACCGCUACCCAUCUCAGUCUUGAAAAAAGAAAUAGAAAAAUUGUCCAUCUUAUGUCAUAGAUUUAUAGAGAUUCUCUUUACAAGAAGCAUUCCUGACAGAAUGUUAAUUAGACAGAAGAAGAAGAAACAUAAGCCUUAUACUCUCUGAUGAGUCAGUUAGGAGUGCUUCUGAUAAUUCUUUGCUUAUUAUUCUUCCCUGUCAAAGCCCAAAACAUAUCGGAUUCUGAUCAAUCAGGUGUGCUCAGGCCGCUCCAGCCAAGCCUUGCAGUAGUCAUUGGCAUCAUAUCAGUUAUGCUCUCUGUAACAUUUCUCAUACUUGCCUACGCAAAAUUCUGCCGCAGAAACCUAACUGACAAUCACUUAUCCCAUGAUACCAAUCACCAAGGUUUCACACUUGUUCGAUCAAGAUCAAGAUUAUCAGGCAUUGAUAGGGAAGUCAUUGAUUCACUUCCCUUCUUCAGGUUUUCUUCACUCAAGGGCUCCAAAGAAGGAUUAGAGUGUGCAGUUUGCUUAUCGAGAUUCGAAGACAUCGAAAUUCUUCGAUUGUUGCCAAAGUGCAAGCAUGCUUUUCACAAAAACUGCAUUGACCAGUGGCUAGAAAGUCACUCUAGCUGUCCUCUUUGCAGGUACAAAUUCGACCCUAACGAACUCAAAAGCUUCAGAUAUUCCAACAGCUUAAGAUACUCACAAACCCCUUCGAAUCUGGCGGAUGAUCCCAAUCUUGAGCUCUUUAUCCACAGAGAGCAAGAUUAUCAAGGGUCGUCAACAUUUAACCUUGGCAAAGGCAAGAAGGAAGAGUUGCUUUCUCAAGAAGGUCAUAACAAGAAAUUCUUGCAUAAAUUCAAGCACAAGAUUAUUGUUUCUGAUGUUAUUAUCAAGAACAGAUGGAGUGAUUUCAACUCCUCAGAUUUAUUAUCCAUGAGUUCUGAGAUGCUUAAUGUCAUGUCAAGCAACAUGUUCUCGCACUCGGAUUCAACUAAUGGAAGAUCCUAUAAUAAUUUGUCUAUGAAUGAACACAUAGAAAAGAUUAAAGAGGAUAUAGAGAGGAAGAGAUUGUGUGAAUCCAAGCUUACCAAAGCUGAAGGAAGUGAUUCGUUUUCAGCUUCUUGUUUUCCAUCUACCUCGUAUAAGGGUGAAAGUUCAUUGAAAAUGAUCAAUCCUGGAGAGAAAAGAUCAAUAUCUGAGAUUACAGUCUGCUCAAGGUUCAAUGGCUCAAGUCUGAAGAACAAAAUCAGAGAGUCUGCAUCACCAAGGAGCAGUGAAAGAGAAGACAGGACAAGGAGGCUUUGGUUCCCGAUAGCACAAAGAACGGUUCAAUGGUUUGCAGAUGGACAAGAGCUAGAGUGCAGAAGGCAAAGAUCAAGUGUUUGAGAUUUAUCUCGAUUAGCUGCAACUUCUCAAGAUUGAUAAAUUUCAUUUGUGUUAUGGUUUAGAAAUCAAGGUGACCCUUUUCACAUAUAUACUCAGAUGUACUUGUGUUAACUAUGUGAAUUCAAGAAAAUUUUGAUCUGGGGCCGCACAAGCGCUAAUGUUAAGCUUUGCUCUUCAGCGUCUUGUCUAAAUUGCGUGCUUAGAUCAUUUUUUCCCUUUAAUAUUUCCUGCUUUCGGAAUUAA